Molecule: messenger RNA, 813 nt
Organism: Microthlaspi erraticum
Lineage: Eukaryota; Viridiplantae; Streptophyta; Magnoliopsida; Brassicales; Brassicaceae
Source: the annotation of a GenBank genome assembly
AUGAUCGAGCUGGCACCGGAAGCCAACAACGAUACCACCCUCUCUAAAGUUUGGACACUCUUCGUAGAUGGAGCCUCGUCCAAACAAGGAGCUGGCGUCGGAAUCAAACUCACAUCUCCAACCGGAGAAGUGAUCGAACAAUCGUUCAGACUCGGAUUCGUCGCCUCUAACAAUGAGGCCGAAUACGAGGCACUCAUAGCCGGACUCCGACUCGCAAUCGGGAUCGGCGUGAAUGAGAUCAACGCAUUCAGCGACUCCCAGCUCGUUACUAUCCAAUACAGCGGCGAGUAUGAAGCAAAAGAGGAGCGUAUGGAAGCUUAUCUCAAAGUAGUUCGAGAUUUAGCUGGACAAUUCAGUAAAUUCGAACUAACUAGGGUGCCUAGGGGAGAGAACACUUCGACUGACGCCUUAGCUGCUCUCGCCUCCACUUCGGACCCAACUGUAAGACGUGUGAUUCCAGUCGAAGGCAUAGAUAAACCUAGCAUCGACGUCGCACUCAAGUCUGACAGUAUAAACGCAAUUACCUCGCGCCCGUCUACUCGUUCUCAAACUAGACAGUCCCAAGAUCCGGGACCAUCUAACCUGGAACCUGAUUCCGAGGAAGAAGAACCUGUCCAAGAUAGGCAAAAAACAAGGUAUAUCGAUUCGGACUCUUCGCAAAAUACGCAAGAUCGAUCGGAAGAUCGAGAUCACCUCGAUAUUCCCCUUUCGAACGAAGUGAGGUUCAGAGUCCACCUAUGUACCUUCAAUUUCUUACUUCGCAAAAAACCAAUCGAAGUCUGCAGCAUCCAAGCAUCAAGCGUAGUGUUCUAG